CUUGUGAGUGGUGGUGGAAGCGCACGCCCGAUCCAUUCAGGUUGCUAGUUUGUCAGCGGGCCAAGAAGUCGGCGGGGUCGGUGCACCUCGUGGGGGCGAAGGAAUGUUGAGUCCCCGGGCGAAUCCCUCGUACAAGUAUGUCUUCGACCACAGCAAAAUGGAGAUUGACCUGACUCGACUACACAUGAACUCGACGGAUCGCCAGUUCGGCGUUGCGAGCAGCCACCUCAUGCAAACGUACUACACAAACGACGAAGACGACGCGAUGCUGCAUGAUGCGGCCACCCAGCGAAACAUAACUAAUGAAAACCAAGACCAACAACCCAUCGUGGUCACUCCAAUCGAUCGGGAAACGGAAAUCGACACGAGGUGCGCCACGCAAGCCGCGACCACGUCAAGACCCACACUGCAUUCGCUCCGUUGCACAUUUCGAUACACACGUCGUCACACCGAUAGUACCGCGAGAGCUGCUAGCAACCCACCAUUGCUCGCCUCUUGCGUCGUGGAGCUCCCCGAAGUCGAUUCGCGCGUCGAGAUCUCCCACCCCAUCGCCAAAACACGCCACAAACACUGCCCCCGACCGCCCCCAUCAGGUGCCAAAUGGCCCAAUAACCUCAACAUGAAAAGCUUUCGAGGAAAGAACCCAUCACCAUCCAGCGAGUACUGGACCUCGUCGGAGAGAAUCUCGACCAAAGCCACCAAACGGCGACCACGACUGACCGUCACCAAACCAGACGCCCCGCCGAACGUGUCGCACCCCGUAGACGCCACAGUCAACCAAACCAACGACGUGUCAUUGCCACCGUCGCUAGCAGCCCCAGCGACACCAGCGACAGAGCAUGGAAGCGCCAGUCGACGUUUGCAUGCAACUCGGGACAAGCCGUCCAUGGAGCUCUGCCGCCCCGAAGUUGAUUCAACUAGCUUCCAUGUUCCUUACUCCAAUCCAAACGAGGACACGAAGUUGCUUGGAAGUCGCUUCACACAAUCUGCGCUGACUCCAUCGCAACCCUUGUCUGCCAUCCCAGCGCCGACCUCAGCCCUUGGCAUGGCCCUAUCGAACCAGUACAUCGAAGAAGAUCACGCGUUGACGAAUGGCAUUAUUCGUGCCGACCAAGCAUCUCUGAAGGUCCCAGUUGAGAUGAAGGCAUUGCCGCGAAGGCCCCCAUGUCGAGACCCCUCCACCCACAUGACGACAUCCAAACCCACCACUUCGACAAGGGCCACCCCUAAGCCCACCACCGCAACGAGCGCCACCCCCUGUCCCAACCCACAACAUGUGCGGCGAGAACUCGUGCGAGUCCAAGCAACUCCAUCGUACGGGGCGUCCACUGCGUUGUCGUCCAUCCGUCAAAAGCAAACCGUCCACGAGUUUAUGAUGCGACGGAAAGGUUGGCCGAUUCUGUAA
Molecule: messenger RNA, 1405 nt
Organism: Aphanomyces invadans
Lineage: Eukaryota; Oomycota; Saprolegniomycetes; Saprolegniales; Verrucalvaceae
Exons: 1
Coding region: 104-1405 (433 amino acids)
Source: RefSeq, a predicted model, not a curated record